Molecule: messenger RNA, 2874 nt
Organism: Esox lucius (northern pike)
Lineage: Eukaryota; Metazoa; Chordata; Actinopteri; Esociformes; Esocidae
Gene: hoxc12a
Product: homeobox C12a
Exons: 2
Coding region: 101-955 (284 amino acids)
Biological process (GO): regulation of DNA-templated transcription
Molecular function (GO): DNA-binding transcription factor activity, RNA polymerase II-specific; sequence-specific double-stranded DNA binding
Source: RefSeq, a predicted model, not a curated record
UCACGUGGCUUAGGGUGGACCAAUCAGGUGUACCCCCAGGUUUAACUACGUUAAAUGUCAGAUUGCAAUAAACUAGAAGCUGUUGGUCGGGCCCGCGGAAAUGGGCGAGCAUAAUCUUCUUAAUCCCGGGUUUGUGGGACCUUUGGUAAACAUCCACACUGGAGACACUUUUUACUUUCCGAAUUUCAGAGCCUCGGGGGGACAACUGGCGGGGCUACCGUCUCUCCCCUACCCGAGAAGGGACAAUGUUUGCUCCCUCCCGUGGACCCCAUCGGAGCCGUGCAAUGGAUACUCUCAAUCCUACUUUAGCAGCCCGGUGUCUAUUAACCCGUCUUUCAACCGGUCGUGUGAAAUUAGUCGGCCGGAGGAGGGUAAAUGUUAUUACAGCAAUGGCAGCGGGAGCAGCAGAGAUAGUUGUUUAGGUGGUGGCGGGAGCAGCCUAAAACGAGAGGACAGGACGAGGGACACAUCCUCAUCCAUUGCAUCUGAUCACGGGAUGCAUACUGGCAUGGGCAGUAACAACAGUGGUGCCUUUUCCAAGUAUGAUUAUGGGACUGAGCAACUCACACAAGAUCCGCCGUCCUGCCAAUCUCUGGAAUCCGAUUCCAGCUCAUCGCUUCUGAACGAGGGCAGCAAGCCUUCCUCCAGCGACCCUCAGACCCUGGUGUCACCGGGACACCACCCGGUCCACUCCACAAACAUAGCUGCAGGCGGAGGUGCCCCGUGGUAUCCGAUGCACACUCGGACCCGAAAGAAGCGCAAACCCUACUCAAAGCUGCAACUCGCGGAACUGGAGGGCGAGUUCAUGCUAAAUGAGUUCAUCACCAGACAGCGGAGGAGGGAGCUCUCGGACCGCCUCAACCUCAGCGACCAACAGGUUAAAAUCUGGUUCCAGAACCGGCGUAUGAAGAAGAAGAGACUGAUGAUGAGGGAGCAAGCUAUGUCAUUCUUUUGAAUACAGCAGAGAUACAGAACCAUGUGGAGAAUCGGUUGAGGAGGCAGUGUUUAUUCUGUCGGCAAUUACCCACAAAUAAAUGCAUGCACCUAUCCCUCUCCACCACAUUACAACAAGAGGUACAGAAUGUUAAGGAAGAUCUUUCGGGUGUAUAGGCCAACGAAAACGACCACGUGAUACUGUGGCCAUGACAUAUAACCUCUACAGAGUUAAGCAGGAUAGUAGCCUCUUGACUGCAUUGUUUUUUGUAAAACCUAUGAAUGUGACAUGAUAUUCUCGCAUCCCAAAGAGGCCUUCAUUGGCAUAAGGAUGGAAUUACUGCAUGCAUGGCGGCCAACACGUUAGUAGCUUCCAGGUCCUUGAAAACAAGUAAUGUAUUUCGUUAAAUUACUUAAAAUUAACAAUAAGCAUUAUCAUGAAAAUAGUAAGUGAUGACUCAUUUAAGAACUAUUAACUGAAAUUAAAUCAGAAAUAAUAAAUAAAUUGAGCUCAAGUGAGAGAUGAAAUAGUUUUAAGGCCGAUUUUUGUAUGUAACGGUAUCCCCUUCACGCACAUUUAUUGUCACUGGCAAUUUAGAUUGGUUUACAUGAACGAUGUUUCCGGUAGUGUAAUUUCUCCCCAAAGAUCCCUUGUGGGAAGCGGAACACAAUGCCCUUAUCUGUACUCUGUAGUCCCGCCACGUGUUCGGGCACGUUCACGGUCACGGGCACAGUGUCUGACUCCAAGCCGCAGAUCAGAGGAUCUUAGGGAUAACUUAACCUCAAUAUCAAUGCCAACGUUUUUAUGGAUGUAAUCCAUUGAAAUAUUAUUCGCCGUUAAUACAUUCAUGUACGGACAACUUCAUCAAAAAUGUUUUCAUAUUUUUAUCACCUCUCCUCAUUUCCCCUCUCUGAGCCAACGCCUCUAAAUAACUUUGAAGCUAGAUCGGAACAGUGGUGGUUGCUAUUAAAACACAGUUUUGUGAUGGCUGCUGUCUAACAAAGGUGUCAUAGUUUUCAUAUAUUUGUGCUGACAAUUAUUAUUCAGUGAUUAUUCCACAGCAAAUGUAUUGUUCUUAUUGCAAUAAGAAGCGGAGAUACAUGUGUUCUUCAUAAAUUAUCAUCCCAUGGAUAGAUUACCAGGUUACGGCUGGAAAAGUAUGUAUUAGAAAUCAUUUCAACAUACGAGAUACAAAAUCAAACCCCGGUGUGCACCGAAAACAUCUGGGCAGCACACUGUAAUAUAUUGAAUGUAUAUUGACUGAACCCUGUCAAUGAAAGAUACUUGCAGCAUGUUUGUGAUUAUGUGAAGUAUAAAAAAGGUUCAUAUAGAUAAUGAUUUCUCUGUCCUUUUUGAUUUUAAAGAAUCAACGACUGGUUUAAAGAAAUGUUACAUUUUAAGACAAGUAAAUAUGAACUUAAAAUGUAUUUUUAAAGUAUGUAUGCAUUGAAUAAUUAUUGUUGGUAUUAUAUCAUUGGUCGGAGGUGCUGACUAUAAUUUGUAGGCUACUGUUUGCUAUUCACUAUGUUCCUCUAUAUGAUGUCUCUCCUUACCUUAUAACGUGUAUCAAAUUGUAAAAGUAUGGACAUUUUAUGAUAUUCUGUUAUUUACAUCCUAUCUUCAAUGUAGUAAUGUUUUAUGUUAAUGGUCCGUUAUUUCGUCCUGUAUAGUACAAACUCGCAUUCCAUUUUUUUUGCGGUUGUAAGGGGCUGUAUGAAAUGACGAUUUCACAUUGCCAUUAUGGCUACGUGAAAUGUUAUAUGUUACUAUUAACAUGAUGUUUCAGGAUAUCCUGCCCAUGUGAUAUAGUGUCUUAUGUUACUGUUCCUUUAUUUCGUCGAUGUACAAUAUUGAAUUAUCCUUAUUGCGCUUGUAAGGGGUUGCUUAAACGUUGUCUUGUAUAAAAGUAAUAAUGACUUGAAUGUAUCUAUGUAUGAGUA